CUUUGUUUUCAUUGACAGUACUCGGUCUUAUAUCAAUAAGGAUACGGUGCGCUGUAUUGAUUAACGCUUUCUAAGAUGAGCUCGUGCAGUAGCCGGGCUCUCACGCUGCUGUCCUCCGUUUUCGGGGCCUGCGGCCUGCUUCUGGUGGGCGUGGCCGUCUCCACCGACUACUGGCUGCUGAUGGAGGAGGGCAUCGUUUUACAGCAGAACCAGAGCCUUGAGGUCAAGAUGGCGCUUCACUCUGGCCUGUGGAGGGUCUGCUUCGUGGCCGGAACAGAGAAAGGCAGAUGUGUAGCAUCAGAAUAUUUCACUGAGCCAGAAAUCGAGAUUACAACUGAAAACACUGCAAACAUACUAAAGAUGGUGAGGACAGCGACGCCGUUCCCCAUGGUGUCCUUGCUCUUCGUCUUCACCGCCUUCGUCAUCAGCAACAUCGGGCACAUCCGGCCGCAGCGGACCAUCCUGGCUUUCGUCUCGGGAAUCUUCUUCAUCUUAUCAGGGCUCAGCCUGGUGGUGGGGCUGGUGCUCUACAUCUCCAGCAUCAACGACGAGGUGAUGAACAGGCCGCGGGAGCCCGAGCAGUUCUUCCACUACCACUACGGCUGGUCCUUCGCCUUCGCCGCCAGCUCCUUCCUGCUCAAAGAGGGGGCCGGGGUGAUGUCUGUAUACCUCUUCAUGAAGCGCUACGCAGAAGAGGAGAUGUACCGGCCACACCCAGCCCUUUAUCGCCCCCGUCUGUCGGAGUGCAGUGAUUACAGCGGGCAGUUCCUGCACCCGGAGUCCUGGCCCCCACCGCAGAGGGGCCGCAGCGCCUCCGAGGUCUCCAGCGACAUCUCCAUCCAGCUCAACCAGACGCCCCCUCCCCCGACCAAAAACAACCCCCCACAGAACCCCCCCGUCGGGGUAAUAGGGGCUUCUUCUGGCUCCUCGUCCGGUGCCAGCUACCAGCUGCCUCCCCCCUCCUCCUACCCCCACUCCCACACCCUCCACUCCACCCACACCCUCUCCCACGCCCAGGCUGCGAUGCCCGUCAGCAACCCCCAGUCCCUCCCCCUUGCCAUGCCCCCCUCCUCCGUGCCCCCGCCCCGCUACCACACGCACCUCCGGAUGAGCGCUUCGCCCUGUUAGAGAGAGGGGGGGUGGGAG
Messenger RNA from Megalops cyprinoides (Indo-Pacific tarpon), 1146 nucleotides. RefSeq names its product calcium channel, voltage-dependent, gamma subunit 7b (gene cacng7b). The record is from RefSeq and is a predicted model, not a curated record. Gene Ontology annotation, cellular component: postsynaptic density membrane; AMPA glutamate receptor complex. The transcript has 6 exons. Gene Ontology annotation, molecular function: channel regulator activity; voltage-gated calcium channel activity. Gene Ontology annotation, biological process: postsynaptic neurotransmitter receptor diffusion trapping; positive regulation of synaptic transmission, glutamatergic; calcium ion transport. Lineage: Eukaryota; Metazoa; Chordata; Actinopteri; Elopiformes; Megalopidae. Bases 76 to 1128 code for a protein of 350 amino acids.